Molecule: messenger RNA, 1806 nt
Organism: Echinostoma caproni
Lineage: Eukaryota; Metazoa; Platyhelminthes; Trematoda; Plagiorchiida; Echinostomatidae
Source: the annotation of a GenBank genome assembly
AUACAAAUACAGCAAUUGUGGGACCAGAGCACUGUCACCAAUCAGCCAGAAGGCUUGCGUAACCUACCCGUGACAUUGCUACAGACCGUGGGACAGCUAAUCACCGCAGCCACUGCCCGGAUGUCCGUAUUCGGCCAAUCGUUAUCUGGUUCAAGUGUACAUCACGAAGAGAAGUGUCGCAUGUUCGCACUGUUUAUUGCACAGUUGAUACAUUUGUGCGAGAACCAGAUUGCACAGAAGGGGUAUUCCAUCAUGAUGAUGAACUUCAAUUCGUGUGAAAAGCAGAGCAGUUCGUCCACAUCCGACACGACCUCACCACCUACAAUGGAUUCGCGAUCGACCCGUGAUUAUUUGACUCGGGUAUUGGUCAGUCCGUUCAAACAAAUGACCUCAAUUUUCACCAGUCAGUGUAAUAUACGGUUCUCGGAACAGUUGGAUGGUAUAAAACUGACAUGGGAGAAUCCAACUGAUGUCUCGGACAGUCUAAGUACUGCUUUGAUCGAAUCCAUCGGAUUGGUAACUGAAGCCAGCAAGUUUUGUUUGGAAGAAACUCACGCAAUCUGCCUACCGCUGCUUCUUGAUCUGAUUCAAACCUAUUGGGAAGGUUUGAUCACAAAAUGGCUGGCCGCCAUCGAACAGCUGGGCAAACAACUGGUCAUUCCAGAGAACAAUGCUGCGUAUAAUCAGGCCAGCUUUUUCGCGAGCGCUUUACAACUGGCAAGUGAACUGAGCUCGCGAGCAGAUAUGCUGGUGGAGAAUUUGCUUCUCCAAAGCGCCGAGACUCUAUCUGGUUUGCUUCAGACUAGACCUGCUGCCUCACCUCCAUCGGAUGAUACGGCCACAUUCGUCCAACAGCUUGCACUAAUCCAAUCCGACAAGUGUCUACAGGCUUUACGCUGCUUAGCCUAUUCCGGUCACGAUACGGCGCGUUCUGGACCGGAUCCAAGUGGAUCGCAUACGCAUUCGUCUUUGUGUCGGCUCACUGCAGUGCAUCGGGCCAAUGUGCGCAUGUGUCGAACUGCAGUGACCAUGGUGCGCCGCGUCGCUCUAGCCCCAGUACGCCGUCUCCUAGAUCAAGUGCCUCAAUUGUCCAUUUGGUCUGCCGUGCCGAGUAGCGGAGAAUGCACAUUACCAAAUUUGGCUUAUCUGCCUCAGGAUUAUAUGACUCAGAUAGGUCAAUACUUGUUAGCUCUCCCGGAGUCAUUUGAACCCUAUAUGGGUACAAACGGUCCCCCAACUGAUUCCAAUGGUUUGACUCUAGACCCUCACGAGGAUCUUUUGACCAGUCGUGGCCUAGCUGAAUGCUUACGACUUGGUGAUUCAGAGUCAGUUGCAGUCAGCUUGAGCAGUCGAUUGCCGGAACAGACAGACCCGGAUCAAGGAGGACGGGGCUCGACACAACGUAAACGGUACACCAGUCUCGGACAGAUGUCCGGAGCUCGCGAAUCAGCCGAAAACCCCCAUUCUGAUGCUGCUUUGUGCUGGUUGGAAACGCUUAUUUCAGGAGUCGCUUGUGAUAUGUUGGUUGGUGCCGUGUUAAAAAUCGGCUCACGUACAUCCGAGUCCGGACGAUCGGACGUAGACGACUCGGAAGAUGUUGCAUUGCUCACGGAACAUGGUGCAAAACAACUGCAAGUAGAUCUAGAUUACUUCCGAAAUCUUCUGGACGACCUGGGAUUACCUCUGACGGGAAGUCUUAAAGCGCUGUGUGAAUUAAUCCAGUGUCCAGUUGAUGAAUUUGCCAACCUCAGUGCCAGUCGUCCACCGCGUAUCGUCAAUACGGUUGCCAAGCUUCGUGGUAUUUGA